This is a messenger RNA of Leptopilina heterotoma, 4055 nucleotides long. Its product is annotated as beta carbonic anhydrase 1-like. The record is from RefSeq and is a predicted model, not a curated record. The transcript is spliced from 18 exons. Bases 98 to 3940 code for a protein of 1280 amino acids. NCBI's taxonomy places the organism in Eukaryota, Metazoa, Arthropoda, Insecta, Hymenoptera, Figitidae. Gene Ontology annotation, molecular function: carbonate dehydratase activity; zinc ion binding.
AUGUUUGUAUAAAAGGAUUAAGUAUUUACAUUGCUUAUUUUGAAAUUUCCUAAGUGUUCUAACCACUUGUUAGCUUAUUGUGAAUCCAAAUGACAAGAUGAAAUAUAAGUUUUUUCUAUUCAACAUGGUUCAUGCAAUCACCAUUCUAACAAUUUUAAAAAUGCUUGCUAAUGCUCAAACCACCUGCAACAGCGGCUUAGGAAGAGUAGUUUAUGAAAGGUUACCGGAUCAUCAGUUGCAAGACUUUGAUGAUGACAUGGUGCGAGAUUCUUCUCCUCCAUUUAGAGUAUUCGAAAAGUGUCAAGAGUUAUGCUUAAGAGAUAGAACGGCAACGAACAAUUUGGUGCGUGCUUGUACAAGUUUUGAUUUCCAACCAGGAAGUAGAAUAGCGUCGUUUAGAGGAACACCUGAAUACGAAGACAGCAGUUGUUAUCUCACUAGAGAGCAAGCGCAGCCUGACGGGAUUGGCAAUUUGAUGCUGGUACCAAACAGCGUGCAUUUCACAGAAGUGUGUUUGACAUCAAAUCGAAUAGAAAGAGAUUGUCCGAAUCGACGCUACAUAUUUGAAAGGCAUCCCCGAAAAAAAUUAAAGUUACAGCUUACGGAAAUAAAAGAAGUUCCAGCUGCUAAUCGAACAGAAUGUGAGGACAGAUGUCUGAAUGAAUUCAGCUUUAUUUGUCGGUCAGCAACAUAUAACACCGUAGAAAGAAGUUGUGCCUUAAGUCGCUUCACAAGACGUUCUUAUCCUGACUAUUUGGAAGAUGACCCUAAUUCAGAUUAUCUCGAAAAUACUUGUCUUACUGCUGAUCGUCGCUGUGAUGGUUUAAUGGUUUUUGUAAAAGAAGUUAAGAUGCGUUUAAAGGGACCAUUUGAACUUGACGUUUAUGCAAAUUUAACUUUGGACGAAUGCCAAGCUCUUUGUUCAAGAGCAGAAAAAUACUUUUGUCGAAGUGUUGAGUACGAUGAACAAACUCAUCAAUGUGCUAUUUUCGAAGAAGACUCAAUUUCUCAGAGAGACGAUAUAGGCGGAAACAAUAGUCCGACCCAACAUUUUUACGAACUUGUUUGCUUAGACAAUCCACGUGGUUCUGAGUAUCCAGAUAAGGGCGUAACAGCAACGUCAUUUAAUGAUGAACGUCGUCCAGACACUGCUUUCGAAAGGUACAGAAAUGCCCGAUUGAGUGGAGAAUUCCAUUCAGAAAUCACAGGAAGAAGUCUCAGCGAAUGCUUGGAAGAAUGUCUAAGGCAAUCAAGUUUCCCAUGUAAAAGCGCAGUUUACUCUGAACAUUUCCAUACUUGUCGGCUAAGCAUGUUUAAUCAAAGAGACAGACAUCGGAUAAUAUUCGACGCGGACUAUGAUUAUUAUGAAAAUCUUAUGCAUCAAUAUCUAGCUGGUGAGACCGAUGUAUCUUCACAUCGUCCUGAUCCAUUAGGUCAAGAUACCAACUACGACAGACAUUCUCUCGGACGCCCAGGGUAUGUCGACGACUAUUACAAACCUUCUCAUGGAAUCGAAAAGGAUAUUCGUUUCUCAGAAAGAUAUCCGGAAUCAAAUUCACUACCUCUAGGACGGUAUCCUUUUCCAGAAGGUCAUCGUCAUCCUGGUGAAUUUAAAUUAUACCCAGCUAAAGAUCACUACUUAUCUGAUGAUAAAUAUAAUAGAAUUUAUAAACAUCGUUAUCCACCUAAUUUAGACAAUUUUCCCCGUGAAAGAUAUCCAUCAGAUAGACCGUUGAUAAAUGAAAAUAAAAUUCCCAUGCGUGGGACUUAUUAUUCAGACAACACUGGCAAUUAUCCUGCUUAUGACCCUGAAAGUGUAAGUAGAUAUCCAGUAUAUAGACGUCGAUUUUUGAAUACUUUACCACCUUCACAAAUUCAACAUCUGCAGGAUCACUUUCCUAAUCAAGAGAAUUUACGUUAUUCGCCUGGAUAUAUAAAAAAUAACAGACGCUAUCCUAUAGAAGAUUUACCAAAUAGAGACUUGUUCUUUAAAAGAGGAAGACAUCCAGGAGUGAAUGGGAAAGAGCACUUUGAUCGUCCACCUUACAUCGAAAGCAUGGCCUACAAUCCAGUACGGCCCUUAUCUAACGAAGCUUAUGGAGAAGGUGGAGUAGGUGGAGUAGUCGGUGGUGGCUAUAUAGGGGAAGGUGGUAUUUAUCAGACUAAACCCUUUGUCAUAAAUGGGCCUAUAAGCGACAGACCUCCCUUACUCGCACGGUGUGACGAGCAAACCAACUUUCGACGAGUAGCGCACAGGAUGCGCGUGCGGAAACCUUUCAUUCGUGGCUCAACUUCGGCUCCAUCUAUACAGAACUGUGAUCGAGAGUGUGCAGACACGAGACAUUUUGUAUGCAGAUCUUUCAAUUUUAAGCCGCUGGCCAAUGAGCAAGGUAGUGAUCAAGAUAAUUGUGAACUAAGCGACAGGGAUUCAAGGGACAUGGAUAUGAAUAAUCCUCUGUACUAUGAUUCUGGAACGGAUUUUGAUUUUUACGAGAGAAAUAAUGGUAGACAAGGAUCCGAUAACGAUUGUCUUGAUGUGACUCAAACUUGCAGUGAAGAUGGAAUGGAAUUUACGCUUAGAACACCUGAAGGUUUUACUGGUAGAAUUUAUACUUAUGGAUAUUACGAUAGAUGUUUUUUUCGAGGUAGUGGAGGGACAAUAAAUGUCUUACGAAUAAGUGGAACUCAAGGAUAUCCUGAUUGUGGAACUCAGCGGUAUGGAGACGCAAUGACCAAUAUCGUGGUUGUACAAUUUUCUGACUAUGUGCAAACAGCAAAAGACAAACGAUUUAAUCUCACUUGUCUCUUCCGAGGCCCAGACGAAACUGUAGUUACAUCUGAUUACAUCGGAGCAGGGAGAUCAGGAGCACCAAUACCAAUCGAAUAUCUUCCAGCUGAAAACACACUGAAUAAUCGUGUUCGUUUACUGAUUCUUUAUCAAGGCAGACCGACCACAACAAUUGCUGUUGGUGAUCCACUGACUUUUAGAUUGGAAGCGCAAGACGGAUCUGUUUAUCCUGCUGAUAUUUUUGCUACAAACGUCGUAGCCAGAGAUCCAUAUUCUGGAAGGAGUGUCCAGUUAAUAGACAGAUAUGGAUGUCCUGUUGAUAACUUCGUGUUCCCUGGUCUGGAUCGUUUAAGAGAUGGAGACAGUUUAGAAGCUCGAUUUAAUGCAUUUAAAAUACCUGAAUCAAAUUUUUUGGUCUUCGAAGCCACAGUUCGUACUUGUCCUAAUGGCUGCCAACCGGCCUAUUGUUCUUCUGGAAGUGGAGCUGGAAGAAACGAACCAUCUUUUGGAAGAAAACGAAGAGAUUUAGAAUCCGAAAAUAUUAUCAGCAGAAAUGAUACCGAAGAAAAUGUUGCAAUAUUAACUAUAGCAGAGAAUGAUAUAAAUAAUCAGAAUAUGUCAUACGAGUCGAUUGAAGAAGGCGAGGAAGAGUAUGUGAGAGAAAUGAUAGAGGUAUUUGCUUCAAGAAAUGAUUUAGAUGAAGAGAAAGAAACUAUUCUAAUUGAGCAACAAAUUAAUGCUUUAGAAAAAAUUUGCCUAUCAUCGAAUGAAUAUUUUGCUCUUAUUGCUGCUAUUAUAACUCUCGUUGCUGUUUUAUUUGCUGUAUUAAUUUUGCAGAUAUUGAUUUGUAGAAAGUACAGUCAUUUAAAAGCUUUACAGCACAAAAACAUGAAAAGGUCGAAUAACCACAACCAAAUACAUGAUAAUUUUUCUAACAAAGGAUCUAUAAACUACUCUUUUCUAAGAUCAAGUUUUCAAAAAGCAGCACGCUCCAUAGCCAUUAGCAACAUAAUGUCCCAAAGAAGAACUUCGGAAGAAACUCAAUCAAGUCAACGAAGUAAUGUCGAUCCCAGUGAACCGAUUUACACAGAUCCUUCGCUUUUCGAGUUUAGUCGUUCUGCUCUUAUAGGUGCUCAAGACCUACCUUACUAAAAGACGAAUAAAUAAAAUCCUGAUGAAUAUCGACCUUGUUCAAAAAAUUAUAUCUUAAAUACAAUUUAAGUUUUUACACAAAUAUUGCAACACUAUUAAAUACGUAUUACUUGCU